Helicoverpa zea (corn earworm) is the source of this 6171-nucleotide messenger RNA. Its product is annotated as mucin-17-like. The record is from RefSeq and is a predicted model, not a curated record. The coding region runs from base 355 to 5094 and encodes 1579 amino acids. NCBI's taxonomy places the organism in Eukaryota, Metazoa, Arthropoda, Insecta, Lepidoptera, Noctuidae. The transcript is spliced from 13 exons. Gene Ontology annotation, molecular function: protein tyrosine phosphatase activity. Gene Ontology annotation, biological process: protein dephosphorylation.
GGCCGGUGGUCGAGUCAGUCGGUUCGCGCGCGCGCCUCUCGACGCACGCGUUUUCCCGCCAGCGGACUUACGAAACAACCCGUUCCACGCCCUGUUUUCGAAAAAGUGUGAUAAACAAACUUUUUUUGUGUUAGUAAACUGAGUGUUGUGUGUUCGUGUUGAGUUUUAUUUAUAUUUAUCGUUAGUGGUGGCACAAUCCGGAUCUAAGGGACAGUCUUUCGAGGUAAACUAAAGGCUUCCUCAGCUGUACCUAACACUAAUGCGUGUGGAGGUCUAGAUUAAGGAGAAAGGGCGAUCAAUGACAGGAUGGAGAUGAAGCAAAGUUGAACACAGUAUUCCUAUCGACAACAUGUUAUGAACAUGGAGUCCCCAGUGAGAAUAUGUUUAGGUGCAGCAUUAGUAGUAAAUAUACUACUGUUGAGCAGCACAACAGUUAGCAGCAACGCUAUCCCCGACACGACAUCUACUACUGUCAAAGAUGAGAGAGCGCCUCGGUACAGCCGCCUCAAUGGCACCUGGCUCGCCAGAAACAGGCCCAAGACCCCAGACGUCUCCCUCAAUGAACUAAACCCCAAAGACUCAACCUCGGAAGAACACACAGAAAAAAACGCCAAAUACAAAGACAGGGGAAGGGUUAGAUUCCACUCACAACUGAAAUCAAGCACAGAAAGCACCCUCAGAAGGGUCAAAUCAACAGAAACGCCGAAACUAGUUAUAGUUACUCCUACGGCAGAAGUUAAAAAGCCUGCCGAAAUAGUUGAUAGCAUGCGCAAUUAUAAAAGAACAAAAUUGCCAGCUUUUUCAAGCAGUACUACUCCAGUGAGUAUUAAACAAGAAGUACACAGUGAAGAAGCUUUUGAAGACGAGGAAGAUGAGGAGGAUAAGGAAUCUUUUGAGAAAUUCACUUCCAGCAAGUUUGAUACUAAUUUCUUUACUAGCCCUAGCUUUAACUUCGGAGAUGACUUCACUCAUGACUCGGAUAAUGAGAGUUCUGACAACAAAGUAAAGAAUGAGUACAGUAGUCCAUCUUAUGGAGGAUUCUCUAGUUUCUUCCCACGUGAAGCAUCAUAUGGCUACAAAGACACUACCCAUGAUAUUUUCAAAUCUGAAAGUUUCUUUGACUUCGACAGCGAUCUGACGACGCCGAAAAACGAUUACUUCGACCAGAAAUUUCAACGGAUCUCUACAAGUAUUAUUAAUAAUUUAGACACUAUUAAAGCUAAAACAUCUACUCCUAAUGCAACUAACAUGCACAUAAUUAAGGAAAAUAUUGGCAUGGAGAAAUUGAACAAUAAUACUCCGACUAACAAGUCAACAGUAUUUAUUAAGAAUACCAAAGAAAUUCGACUCUUAGAUAAUGAUGGUGCUGACAGUUCUAAGAAAGAGCUAUCUGAUGUACAAGGUACAAGUAUAUAUUAUGAAAUGUCUGUCUUAUCUACCGAGACCUAUGCUAUCACUCACGAUGAUGACUGCGACAAUGAAUCAAUACCUUCACCCACACCGAGCACGUCAGCAGAGGAGGAACUAGCAUCUCUUAAAGCUGCUCAGCAAUCAGUUCCAUCUGCCACGAGGCCAGCACUCCCUGAUCCAAGCCCCGAGAGCAUAUCUAUAUCACCUACAAACUACCUGCCUCUCUCCAGUGUUCUGCCUAUCAUUGAUUCAGUAAAUGCCAUCCCUAUAUCUACGCAAAAUUCUAUAUCUUCAACAGAAAGAGUGACCAAAAAAUAUUCUAGUAAUUUCAAUAGAAAUCGAACUUAUUCCAAACGACUCAAUCUUAACAAUAACAAAGACUCUCCGAACAGCGUGACGUCUAAACCUGAACAUAUAUCUUCAACUCUAAGUCCUAGACUACAGACACGGAAAUUCUAUCACACAACUCCGAGAAAUAGACCUAUUUGGAUGGUGCCUCGACGUAACAUCACAAGGGUGUACCACAGGCCAACAAAUCCUACAACGAUAUAUUCAGAACACUUCAGCAUAAAAGAAAAGACAACGCCUAAACUGCGCCAACCCAGCCGUACAAUGCUGACAACAGUUUCUUCAGAGAUUGAUCCUGUUCAGCAAAGUGAUAUAAGUGGGACGAAGAAGGUGGUUCAUUCUCAGUCGAUAUCAGAUAAUACCGUUCCGAGUCUGUGGAAGCGAGGGUCGACGAGGUUCGCAUCAUCAACGGCUACUUCGACGGAGUUGGAGACGGAGAGUGAGUGGCAGAUACCUCCGACGUCGACUGCGUGGGCGCUGGCCAGCCUGCGUAGUCCCCCGCCUUCCCCAGGAGCAGUGGUGAACAAAACAGUGACGGUGCAAAAGUCCGUUGAUGAAAAUGAGCUGCAGAAAGUCGGAGAAGUUUUAGACAAAAAAGACACCACCACUGCUACUACAACUUCGACUACGGCCAAUCCAAUAAGCAACGACAUCAUUCCUACAAAGAUCACAGAAGUGGAGCAGAACAAAUUACCAUGGCAACCAAUGUUUGCUCAAACAUCACCGCCUUCCUCAGUACAAACUGAAACAGUAACCGAGCCUAAAUCAGACUUGAGACUUCCCGCUGAGAGCAAUAUUUCGGAACAAAAUAGCCCCAAACCAGCAACAGACAAGUCAAAUUCCAUUGAAAAUCAAACAGAACAAUCUUGGGUAUCCGUAACCGAUGAAUCUACGGAACAAGUAAACAAAACAACCAAAAAGACAAUUCCACCAGUUGACGCAACAAGGUCAACUGGUUUUGAAUCAAUUACGAAACUACCAUCGGGCGUCACUACGCCGCAAGACGAAUCUGUUGCCAGUUCUGAAGUAAAUCAAACUGUAACUGAAGAAAAACCUAGGGCUACUACGGAUUAUGAAAUUACUACCAUCCGAUUCUCGUACGUACCAACUGAGGAUGAAGAGACUGAGACGCCGUCUAUUGAUAGUACCACGCCUAGUAUGUGGCAUCCAGUAUUCCCAACUCGGACAAGGAUAACAACUAUAAAGGACAGCCCUGUUACGACUUAUAGACCUAAAUACAUGACAACGGAGGCGAUAGAAGAAUCAACAACUUUCAUAACUGAAACAACGUCUCCCAUAGAGGUAUCUUCACAAAUUCUAGAAAGUACUACAAAUCAAGUAGUUGAAACUACGGAGAAACCUACUGAAACUCCAACUGAAGUUCCAACUACAACAGAAGUGACUACACAACCAACAACAACUGAGGAAAUAGUUACAGAAUCAUCUACAGUAGAAGCUACUACCCAGCCUACUACUGAACCGCCUACCGAAGUGAUUACCCAGGCAACUACUACCGAAGUCCCAUCAACUACAUUAACAUCAACUGAAACUGAAACCGAAGAUACAACCACGAUUGUCGUAGAAAUUGUUACUGAAAUCAACACCGAAAAAGAACAGAGAAUAACUUCAACUACAGCCGCACCUGAAACUACCGAAACGUAUGAAGAAACAGAUUGCUCUAGCGAGAACAGUGGCAGCAACGAAGUUAUUACUCAGGAAACUGUUAGACCUACAACAACCGAAGCUCCUACUACUGAAGCUGUGACAGUGCCGCCUACAACUGUGGAAAUUACUACUAGAAUAGAAGAGAAACCUACUGAGCCACCUACUACGACGGUACGCGAAGAAACGACAACGCAACGAAACGCGAGGAUACACGACACGACUGUUGCUGACACUACGACGGACAGUGAACCUGCUACGAGACCUGCCACUGGGUUCGAUGACGUCACAACUUAUGGUGGAGACAUGACUACUGAGGCGUCUUCGAGGGUACUUGGUGAUGAAGAUAAUGGGUCCGGAGCGGCGGUGGCCAUCGCUGUCAGCACUAUAGGAGUUAUUGCUCUGAUACUACUCAUUGGAUUGCUGUUGGUAGUCCGUCGUCGCGGCCGCCGCGGUAUCUACGCUCAGCGCUGCACGCCCGUCUCGCUGGAUGCAUACAGCUUGGACAGCGUCAGCGUGGGGCACAGGAAGGGCAACCACCGCCUCAGAGCCAGCAAGAGGAGCUACGGGAACCCUGCUUAUGAUGACGAGGUCACCUCCCACCCCAUGCAAUAUGCCGCACUAGCAAACUUCGCGAUGGACAUUGAAUCAAUGACGGCAGAGUUCUCGGAGAUUCCUUCCGUCACCGUUCGUCCGGAUGAAGUGCCUCCAGGGUGCGAAGACAAGAACCGGUACUCCAAUGUGCUUCCGCUGCCGGAGACCAGAGUCCCGCUGAAGAGGAUCGGCAAUGAUCCUACUACGGAGUAUAUUAAUGCUAAUUUUGUGACGGGUCCAGGUAACAUUCGUAACUACUACAUAGCGUGCCAAGCGCCGUUGUCCAACACCGUCAUCGACUUCUGGCGCAUGAUCUGGGAACAGAACUCCAGGCUCAUCGUCAUGCUCACGGAGUAUAUGGAGAAUGGCGUUGAAAAAUGCUACGAAUACCUUCCACCAUCCGAGAUCUCAGACAAUAAGCGUAUCUUUGGAGACUUCAAGAUUAUCCUCAAGAAGCGUGAACAACGCGACAAGUACGCCAUCUCGAGUGUUCAGCUCAUCAACUUGAGUACCAGGACUUGGCGGGAGAUCACGCACCUGUGGUACUUCUGGCCUGCUAAGGGUGUCCCUGAUGAUUAUGAUUCGGUGAUAGACUUCUUGUGUGAAAUGAGGAGCUAUAUGAAAAUCUCACAGACUGCUAAGGAGUAUGAUGAAGAAGGUGUGGAAGUAAUCUACGGCGACCAGAACCGUUCGUCGUUCAGCAACCUGUCGAAGCUGCGCGAAGAGGGAGGGUCCAGCAAUGGUGUCAACGUGUAUUCCCCAGCGCGGGCGGAGGAGCAGCUACGUCGUGCUGCGCCUACUAAUGGCACGCUCGGCAGGAUGAAGGCUGCUUCUGAAGUUGAAGGUAUCCGUCCAUGCGUGGUGACGUGCGCGUCGGGCGCGGGUCGGUCGGCGGCGCUGCUGGCGCUGGACAUCAGCGCGCGCGCGCUGCCGGCCGCCGCCGACGUGCCGCGCGUCGUGCGGCAGCUGCGGGCGCAGCGACCGCACUCGCUGUCUAACAGGCAUCACUACAUCUUCGUCUAUAAGGUCCUAAGCGAAUAUGGCAACAAAAUGCUAGGCGGCGGAGUGGACACUAUUUGAAUCAACUCUUCCUUUAAGUAAGAACCUUAUUCGUAUCCAUGACAAUGCUGGCAUACGUAUCUCAACCUAGCGUAGUGUAUAGCCAGCUUUAGUUUAAAAAGUAAACUAUUUGGAACAUACCAAAGUAUAAGUUACAAGAUCUCUAGAAAAUUGAUCGCUCAAAUAAAAAAAAAAACGAAUGAAGUUUUAUUGUUUGUUAUAAUAAUUUCAUUCAUUCGUUCGUUCUUUCGUUUUUAAUCUAUGGAAUUAUAGAAUAAAUACCAUUUAACGUCACGUUAUGGCAACAUCGCAUAAUUUUAACGAAACUUGUACAUAAGAUUUGUUUUUAAGUUUUAUUUUUUUGUUCGAACAAUUUAUUUUUAUUUAUUUUUAGGGGAUCAUUCCGCUAGUCUAUCGAUGUUUCGGUUUUCUUAGGUAAUGUUGUAAGCAUAAUUUCCAAUCACAAUUAAUAAAAUCGUAUGUAAGCGUCGUUUGUUGAAUUUUGCUGUGAUUUCUACUAAACUCUUAGUUUAACGCUAACACUAAUAUUACCGUAACUAGAUUUAUUUAACAUUUAUAGUAAAAGUAAUUUUAGUGAAUGGCAACGCACAAUAGCUACAAUAGCUACACACAACGAAACUUUUUAGUGGCAGCUUUGUGACGUUAGAAUGACGUUUCUAGUGUUGCCAAGUUUUUGUGCGUAAUUAUUUUGUGCGCUAGUAUUAUGAAUUUUGAAUACUCGUGCUACUUUUAAAACUAGUAAAUGACGUAAUAGACCGCUGUUAAUUACAUAAAUGCAUGCAGGUGAUGUGUGUACCUUUAUUGAUUUUAAAUCUCAUUUAUUUAUUAUUGCAAAAUGUUGUUUAUUUGUAUGUUUUAAGUAUGUUGUCAAUUCUGUGGAGCCUCUAAUCACUUUUUGAAUAUAAAAAAAAACUUACACAGCAUCAUUUAAAUCUGAUUUUUGAUCUUUUCACAAGGCUAUUUAAUUUUAGCUUUCCAAGCAAUAUUAGUGAAGACGAGGCUUUAGAAAAAUUCAUAUAUUUUUUGUUAAAUAGAAGUCAAAGCAUUUACAUAAUUAGUUAAAGUGCACUGUUUUAU